Molecule: messenger RNA, 7701 nt
Organism: Tachyglossus aculeatus (Australian echidna)
Lineage: Eukaryota; Metazoa; Chordata; Mammalia; Monotremata; Tachyglossidae
Product: KIAA0513 ortholog
Exons: 13
Coding region: 317-1552 (411 amino acids)
Source: RefSeq, a predicted model, not a curated record
GGUCCCUCAGCUCGCCCGCCGGUCCCUCAGCUCGCCCACCCGGUCCUUCAGCUCGCCCACCCGGUCCUUCAGCUCGCCCACCCGGUCCUUCAGCUCGCCCAUCGCUCCUUCAGCUCGCCCACCCGGUCCUUCAGCUCGCCCGGCGCGAUGUCUUCAGGCCGCGUGAUGGCCCUGUGGGGAACGUGUUCCGCCUAGCCAGCUGAGCCCAGGUGUCCCAGCGGAUUUCAGCUCUUCUGCCCAUGGCCUCCCGCUCCAGUUGACAAGCCCAGCAAGCCACCCAGCACACCCUAAAACAUCCCUGGGCUCUCGCUGAGCCAUGGAGGGCCCCGACGUGCCGGUGGGGUCCUUGAUCGACUUCGGAGAGGAGUUGCCCACUCCCACGGUCCUGGGGUCCCCACCCCUGAACCCCAUUAGCGGGGGCGGAUCCCUGGGAGAUGCGGCUUCCGAGAGCGAUGCCACGGAAUCUGCGGACAGCGAGAACGACAUGGGAGACUCCUCCAUGCACCCCAGCUGGGAUCGUUACCACCGUUCGUCAUCCAACGACUCCUUCUCCUCCAAUCAGAGCACGGAGUCAGCCCAGGACGAGGAGACCCUGGGGCUCCGGGAGUUCAUGAGGCACUACGUCGAGAAGGUCUUCUCUGGGGUUGAGGACCUGGACCAGGAAGAGAAAGCCAAGUUUGGGGAGCUGUGCAGCAGUGAAAAUGGGAAAGGCCGGGAAUGGUUUGCCCGCUAUGUGAGCGCUCAGCGCUGCAAUUCCAAGUGCGUCUCAGAGCAGACCUUCUAUCGGCUGGUCCAGUCCUUCGCUGUGGUGCUGUUUGAGUGUCACCAGAUGGAUGACUUUGGCCCAGCUAAGAAUCUAAUGACCAUGUGUUUCACCUACUACCACAUCGGUAAAGCUCACAUGCAGCCCCCGGAGUCCAAGGAAAAGCCCACCGGCAGCAUUGAUUCAUACCUGAAGUCAGCCAAUAGCUGGCUAGCUGAGAAGAAGGACAUUGCGGAACGGCUCCUGAAGAAUACGUCAGCUAAGACUGAGAACAUGAAGGGCUUCUUUGGGGGCCUGGAAACCAAGCUGAAGGGACCCCUGGCCAAGAAAAAUGAGGAAGAUGAAGACCGAACAAAGGAGAAGCCUCAGAAGACUGUGACCAUGGACAGCCUGGAAGAGGAGAAGAAGGGGGAGAAGAUCUACCUGUACACACACCUGAAGCAGCAGCCCAUCUGGCACACUCUGAGGUUCUGGAAUGCGGCUUUUUUUGAUGCCGUCCAUUGCGAGAGAAGGAAGCGGUCUCCCACGACCAGAGGGAAUGCUGGAGAGGAAGAGGAAAAGAGGGAGAAGUGGUGUCACAUGACUCAAGAGGAGCGCGACGACAGCCUCCGGUUCAAUGAGAACAUCACCUUUGGUCAGCUUGGCACCUUCACUCACAACAUGCUGGCUUUCGGGCUGAACAAGAAGCUGUGCAAUGACUUUUUGAAGAAGCAGGCAGUGAUCGGCAAUCUGGAUGAAGAGCAAUACAAGCUACUCAGCGAUCACAUCGAGCAGAUGGCGCUGGAAUAGCCCCACCCCAGAUCACGUCCACAGCAUCUGGUGAAGGAGGAGUGGGGGUGGACCUUCUCCUCCCAGGCCAUCUGAAAUCGGCCAUCGGCUACUAGUGCCAUUGCAAUAAACCUGCAUGACUGUCAACAAGCCACCCUGUUCUGCCAGUAGAACUAGGAGUUCAGAGGAACUCUCCUGUUCUUCCCUGCCUUGCUGCUUCCUCCUAAACUCUUCCCCGCACCUUGUUUGUUAUUUGUGUACACACACACACACACACACCCCUUCCUCAUUCUGUGUAUAAGGCAUAGUUGACUCUUUACCUAGAGGAGUUUGGGACAGAGUAGGGAGGUUCCUAUGCAGGUGGUGCUCAUCUGGAAGGCUUCAGCCAGGGAGGCUGUAAUGGAGAUGUGGGGUCUGGACACCUGUGGAAACAUAGAUGGCUAACUCUCAAAAACCAGGAUUGGGAGAUUCAAUUUAGCACAGCAGGAAGGGCCAGGUCAGAGGUAAGCUUUUUAGCCCACUCCUUUGAUACAGCAAUCUCCACCCCUCUCUGGGAGCUAGAGAGGAGACUUCAUCAGCCAGUGAGUUCCGUGCUGCUUCAUCCCCUGGGGUCUUGGAUGAAGAUGCUGCUUCCUCCUCUGUGCCAUCUCUGACAACUGGUCAGAGAACCCCUGAGCCCUGCUUCCUUACCUGGUGCUCACCUUUGGCCUCCCUCUGUCCCCUCUCCCCAACCAACCCAGUCGGCCCCCUCCGCCCCAGGAAGGAAUGUGGAGAUGUGGGAGCCAAAAAUGUGCUUACCUGGGUGUGGUAAAAACUGGAACAAGGGCUGUGGAGAGAAGACAACUUGGGUGUGUGGAUGUGACUGGAGAGUAUCCAUGGAAGGGAAAGAGAAUUUACCCCACUCUGUAGCAGCACCGAUAGAAGGUGGCUCCUCUCCUUAGGGAGCUGAGGAGAACAGAGGGUAGUUAAUUGGUUAAUGGUCACCUUUGGAGGCUUUCUCUACAGGAGACACAAGAGCUUGGCAAGAGAUGGUCCCCGCCCUUCAGCACUUGGGAACUCUGUUCACUGUGGAGAUGACUCCCUGAACCAGGUUUGCACUUGGAUGCUGGGUACAUAGGUUAAAUCUGUCAAUGCAAGAGAGUUUACAGAGAAAGCUGCCGUGAAUAAUGAUUGAGGGUCCAGAGCACUCUGAUCCAAGAGGUGGAGAUAGAUGAGGGGUCCAACCCUGAACUAGUGGAGCUCUUACAGUGUUCUUGGGACCAUAGGACUCUGGGGGGACUCACCCCAGGGGGAGGUUAAAGCUACUGUCCUGGCAUUGUGUGUGUACACACACACGUGUGUGCCCUCAUCCUCACACCCUCAAAGCACAACCGCAGCCCCCUUCGUGUAGAAUUGUUACAAAUGGGCACCAUCUGUGAUUGUGGCAGCUCAGCUGUACCAAGAAGCACUCCCUCGCCCCUUCAACCUGGCGCCUUCCUGUAGCCCGCCUCUUUUCACUGCCUUCCAGAGUUUCUGCAAACCUGCCUAGUUCCAGAUUUAAUCCCACGAACCAUUGCUCCCAGCUGCCUCCUUGUUUGCACCAGGUGCUCGGGAUCAGAGCAAGGUGUAAUGAUCAUUUGUCUAAUGCCACUUACCCAAUCAUUUCUUUCAGAAGUCCCAUCUGUACCCUCCAGGAUGCUCUAGCUCAAAGACCCUUUUAGUUUCUCUGUACGUAUUGGAUUCUUGUCAGAAACACAAGUCCCUGUCUUUUCCUUGGGACAAAGGUCCAAGGUAGACUAGCUCAUAGGCCCUCUCGUGCACACUUCAACAAUGGUCAGAGCCAACAGUGCUGUGUAACUCACCUUUCCUGGUCCUUCUCUCUGUCUCUUCUCCCUGCCCCCUCCCCACCCUCACAUAAUGUCCAUCAUAUAUGUCAGAAAGAUAGUCCAGACAUCUCCAUGUCCUCUCUGGUCCAGUGGCAGUGACUUGCCAAACCUGGUGGAUCAAUGGGUUAUAGAGAGUGGAUUUAGAAAAUCAGGUGAUUUUGGUUACCAGUGGCUCAUCGGUAUGGGCCCUUGCAAGAAAUUAGUGGGUGGAGGGCGGGGGCUUUGUGAUGCGGGAUUCGUGCAGACAGUAAGAAUGGAACCCUUUCAGGUGAACCUGUCCGGUUUUGUCACCUGGUUCAAGGUCUUUCAGUUGUUGGAAGUUUUACCUUUGACCAUGAUACCUCUUGGCUUGGUCUAGUCUUCUUCCUCUGCAGAAUCUGUCUCUAGAUGAACCUCUAGAAGGAGCUUGACUUGGCAGAUGGCCCUAAAUUUCAAGAGUUGGGACCCUGGCCGGUGGUCAGGGAUGGCUUCUUCCAGGCCAGGAACAGAUGGCCGGUGAGCGGGGAAGACUUGCUUUGUCUUGCUCUUGGGAACGUUCAGUCCCCAGGAUUGUUGGUGCUUUAAACUGUCCGAGCCACAUCGUUAGGUGGGAUUUAAGCUAGAGAAAGGAGGGUUGUCUGCCCUUCAGGGGCUGUUCCGUUACUCCCCCUAAUUAGUUUUUUGCUUUUACCCUCUAUUCCUUCCCUGCGAGGAGGAGAUGGAAAGAAAUGUGAUGAUUAAGCUGUAAUCUAAAACAAGGAAGCCCCCCAAGAGUCCCCCUGUGGCCCCCAAAAGCACUGAAGACACCCCCAACCCCUCCCCAAGACGUCUUCCUGCUGACGGUGGCCACCUGGUUACCAGUCAUGCAGAGCUCUGGCGGCUGGGCUGACUCAUUAAGUGUGAGGUUUCCCUUCACUCUGAUACUCUCCAUCUCCCCCAUCAUCCUCUUUGUACCAGAGUGCAGGAGUCGGGGGAAAAACAGAGGCAGCCAGACCUACUGGAGCCCUACUGGAGCCUCUUGUCUUUCCCGAGACCCUCCCCUCCCCUUCUCCAGGAAGAGAGGCAGAGCAGGUUGAAUCCUCUGGAAAUCUACAUGGCUCUUCCCUAGUGACCUUUACACGGAGCAGAAACAGUCUCUGGACUCGGCCUGCUGGAAAUGCCCAGCACUGUGACAAGGUAUUCAUGAUUUUGUCUGUGCAAGCGAACGCUUCAUUUUGGAAUGGGGGCGAGCGGUUUAGAACAGAAUUCCAGAAGCAAAUCUCAGAAGCUUUAGGAUCAGUCCUAGGAUCCAGGUCCCAGAGGCCCCCCAAGGGAAGAUCCCUGUGAUGGCAGGAGGCAGCCAGUGUGUAGGAACCUUGGACUCUGCCUGCCUGAAUAAAGCACAGUGCAAUGGCCCAUGCCAAGCGGGGGACUUGACCUCUCAUUCAUCUUCCAGUGCAUCUUGGGGGACCUAGGGCUGGCAGCCAACCCUCCCCAGAGUCCUGUGAGUGACACACUACGUGACAGUCCCUGCUCAAAAACCUGCAGUUAGUGUCUAGUGGGAGCAUGCAGUGAUACUUUACAUCAUAGUCGCUAACUUCUUGGGUCGUCAGCUGUCAGUCUCUGAGCCAAGGUGUUGAAAACCCUUGGGCUGCAGUUUCAGAGCAUUUUCAGAGACUGUUCCCAGGAAUGCCAAAAUCCAGCAAUCAUUGGCUUGUAUUGUGGGCCUAAUGAAUGCCAAGCACAUGGGAAUGAACAGCAACAACAAAAAAUGAGCCAUUCCCUGUCCAUUAGGAGCCUACAAUCCAAUGACAUUGGCUGAUAUUUCUCCUGUGGCCAAGGGAAAAGAGGGCUGUAAUAAAUUCCUAAAUGCAAAAGAAGGGAAAGGAGCCCUACCUAAGUGCUAAAGGGUGUGGGGAGAGAAGCCACAGGUGCUAAAUUCAGACCAAGUCGGUUCCAUUGCGUGCAAUGCCCUGGGAGAGAAAAACCUUGCUAACCUGCCUAUCCCCACCGACCUUCCUUUACCCCCAUGAUCCUUUGGCUCUGGGCUGCUCCCAGCCCAAUUAGCCUGUGCUCUUUGUGUUCAUUAAUCUCCCUGGCUUCAGUUGCUCAGUGCUCGUGGUUUUUAACAAAGUACUGUAAACAGUUUCUCUUAUUCAUGUGCAUGUACAUUCUCAGAGCUGAAGUAGAUAUGCCAUAUGGUGGGAACAUCUGAUCUCUUUGAUCUCCAGAGCACAAACACCUAUGUUGCUCCAGGCCUGAAAUUUCUUUGUACUCUGCAACCCCUCCCUCUGAAUCCCUGUUUGGCUUGCAUAAAUUGCUUUUCUUAAGACUCAGCAACCCUCCAUGCCACCCACUUUAUCCGUCAUCGCUUGUCAUUCACCCGGGACAGGUGUGUGGGGUGGAGUGCUGCUUCUUGGCUUUGUUCAUAGCCUGGGAUUUUGGUGGAGGGAAAUUGUUCAGGUGCCAAAUAUGCGUAUCUCUAAUGGCUCAUACAUGAGACAGCCAAGGAGGCAGCAUUAGGCCUAAUUUGAGCAAGAGUCUGCCUGGUCAGGAAUUUGCAAGUCCACCCGGCUUAGCCCAAGUCUUACCCCAAGACCCCAACAUCUGAGUGGCGUGAGGCUCGAGGUGCCACUGCACAAGGGUGACACUGUUGCACUUGUCCUGACCGACUCCUGAGUCCCAGCGUGCCAUUGUAACAACAGUCACUGGAACAGACAGGGACACACAAAAGCAUAGUUUGGGAGGGGCAGCAGCUUGGCUACUGCCCCAUUGGACACCGUGACCAAGAAGGUCCCUAAGAGGAGCUUCAGGGACCAGGGGGUGGCAUUUGAAAAUGUCCGGGUUUAGCUUUGCCUUGCCCCCCAGGGCUCACAGUGAGCCAGUGCACGAGCCAAUAAUCACUGAGGAUUUGGGGAUCUGUAUGCUGUUGGGGGGUCUCUUCCCUAGUAAGGUCGGGAGCCUCAAAUCCAGGCUUCCAAAUCAGGAGUAGGCAUGACCAAGCUGAGCCAACAGCGACCCAAAUGUUAUGGGAGCAAAGGGCGGAGGGAAAGGGACCAGAGGACCUGGAGACGAACAUGACCUCUACAGCACCUCUUUUUUCCCCCAGACCGUUGGCUUUAGGAUUGCACCGGGCCGAAUUAUUGAGGUUUUUGAAAAGAGAGGGAAUGGAGGGGGAAAGGGUGCGUGAGAAGCCCAAUGGUAGGUCUCACCUGAGCUGCUUCUGUGUACGAAAAGGCACAAAGUUUGGGUUUCUGGUCCCUCCCUGUGGAGCAAUAGUUGAGUGUCAAGUCUGACUGCCCUCUUGGGGCUUCUGGGAAGGGCCAACCCAAUCUGGUGGAUGGAGUCCGGGGACAGAAAGGGUGUGUUCUUGAAUCGCGCUUUAUCAAAGGUUUUUGCACUUUAAGGCGGGCACUGGAGUGCCUUCUCACGUCCCUUUCCACUGGUUGGGGACCAGGGGGAGUCCACACCUGUACGGGUGCUGGUAAGAAUGGGUUCACGGGCAAAGGUCUGCUUUCUCCUGCUGGUACCGGUGGGAGGGACCACUGAAGAAAUAAGCCAGUCAUGGUUCAAGGAGCUCCAAGAUGGAAAGAUUGACAAUAGUGAUAAAGCUUCCCUGCUCCAUCUUCCUCCUCCACCUCUGUGCCUCCAGUUUCUUCCUGCCCACAAAGUGGACAAAGAUUACAAUGCUAUCACUGAAGUGGGGCAGGGAGCGCUGGAGGGAUGGGAGAAAAUGAGAGAUGGAAAUAUGAGAAGGAAAUCACUAACUAGGCUAAAUAAGCAGAAAAUGUGCUGGGAUCGAAGGCCACUGGCCAUUACAUCGUGUCCUCUGGUAACUUGUUGAUCUUUCCCAAACCCUUGGGUUUUAUUGAACACUUGGAAAUGUUGGUGAUGAAAUCCUAUCUGCUUAGAUCUUUUCCUAUUUUUCCAUUCCAAAUCCUAGGAUGUAAAUGUGACAGGAAAAGACUGUUGCUCUGUCCAUAUACUGUACCAUGGUUUCUGUUAGGUUACCAAAGCGGUUUUGCUCUCUCUGCAUAUCCAUGCAUAUCAUUUUGUCUGUGCUGGACCUAAGUCUUGUUGCGGUUAUCUGCAGACCUUACUUUUUCAUGUCCCGAGUGUAACUGUUAAGGGAUUGAUGUGUUCUGUAUCACAGUUGUACAAUUUUGUGAUCCAUGGUGUAAUUAUUUGCAAACUAAUGUCCUGAACUGAGUAAAUCUCAAGGUUGAAGAAGGUUGUGAUAGAAUCUAAGAUGUUGCUGUUUUUGUUUGGGGGGUUGGAAAUAAAACAAUAUCAUUUUGACUGUCAGAAGGGGAAAAAAUAAAAUAAAUUAUCUCAAACAGCAAACCA